This is a messenger RNA of Penicillium longicatenatum, 585 nucleotides long. RefSeq lists its product as uncharacterized. The record is from RefSeq and is a predicted model, not a curated record. The transcript has 2 exons. Lineage: Eukaryota; Fungi; Ascomycota; Eurotiomycetes; Eurotiales; Aspergillaceae. Bases 1 to 585 code for a protein of 194 amino acids.
AUGAUGAAUGCACGAAAUAUUGAAUUAGCUGGAUCUCAGUACCCCUUCAAUACACGUUAUGUGCGGAUGGUUGUUGCUUCAGAUCAAGUUCCUUGGGAGCUCAACGUGCUCGCUAGUGCUGCUCACUGGAUUCUACUUGCUGGUUAUCUAGUUAUACCUGGCACUUUCACAUCUCUGUCCAAGUCUAGCACAGUACAAAGUGAACUCGGUACUACGGAUGCUGGAGAGGCACUGCUAAAGACGGUCCAAAAUCCGCCCAUUCUUGUUAUUGGGUGUAUCUUCUUCGUGAUUGGAACAGGCAUCUCGCUGCUGUUAUAUCGGAUAAACCGAGAGAACUAUAUCUGGCUGAUUAACCGUUUAUUCUUACCCACGUUAUUGAAUGCAUCGGCCGGUCUUCUUACAACGUUGAUAAGCAUUUACACUGGUCACAGUGGGAGCUGGUCAGUAGUGGCACUUUUGGCAGCUUUGGCCUCUGGCCUUUCUGCCUUACUUUCUCUCAUAGCACUUGGCAUGUAUUAUAAGAAACUACUCGAUGUGAAAAGCGAGCAUCGGGAUAUAGUGAGAGCAGGUAGUGACUUCAUCUAA